Synchytrium microbalum is the source of this 561-nucleotide messenger RNA. RefSeq lists its product as uncharacterized. The transcript has 5 exons. Gene Ontology annotation, cellular component: cytoplasm; membrane. The record is from RefSeq and is a predicted model, not a curated record. NCBI's taxonomy places the organism in Eukaryota, Fungi, Chytridiomycota, Chytridiomycetes, Synchytriales, Synchytriaceae. The coding region runs from base 1 to 561 and encodes 186 amino acids.
AUGGCCAGGUUUAUGAAGCAGUACGAUUUGAUCUUGAACAAAUACCCCAUCCUGGUGCAAUCUUUAACUACUGGUGGCUUCUUUGCUCUCGGUGACGUAGUUGCUCAACAUCUAGUAGAGCAUCAAAGUAAACAUGAUUUCGGUCGUACGGCCAGAAUGACCUUUUACGGUUCUGUUAUUGCUGGACCUGCCGUUGCCGUUUGGUAUCGAUAUUUGUUUGCUAGAACUAGUCACAUUCAGAGUGCCAUUCAAGCCACCUUAACUCGUGUCGCUGCCGAUCAGCUUCUAUUUGCUCCUCCAUUCAUUGCUGUCUUUUUUACCGGAACGGGCAUCUUGGAGCAACGAUCAUUCGAAGAAAUCAAAAGCAAGCUAAAGUUUGGUUACAAGGAUGCUCUACUUGCAAACUGGCAGACUUGGCCUGCUUUCCAAGCGUUCAACUUUUACGUCGUGCCGCCAUUGUAUCGUUCUAUGGCAGUCAGUGUAGUAUCUACGGGCUGGAACUCGUAUCUCUCUUGGAAGAACAAUUCAAGUUUGAAUAAGGCCGUACUCGCCAAUGCCUAG